Messenger RNA from Phoenix dactylifera (date palm), 1803 nucleotides. RefSeq names its product Phototropic-responsive NPH3 family protein. Gene Ontology annotation, molecular function: protein binding. The record is from RefSeq and is a predicted model, not a curated record. Lineage: Eukaryota; Viridiplantae; Streptophyta; Magnoliopsida; Arecales; Arecaceae.
UGAGCACAUUUGUCCAAAGAAUUCAAAUUUCUUGAUCUGCCUGUAGCGAGAGCUGGAGAUGGGGACGCACCACAUUUAUGACCUCUCACAUGCAUGCAUUCAAUGCCUCAUCCAUUUAAUACCCCCCAGCAAAACCCUAAUUGCAAGGUCAGGGACAACAGAAAGGCCUGGAAAGGUGCGCUCCUUAACGAGAGGGAGAAAGGGGUCAAGCCAAAGGAAAUAAGCGAGACGAUGAGAGCGUGGAAAGAAUUGGGUGUGGUUGACACCAUCUAUGAAGAUGAUCAAGAAGAAGAAGAAGAAGAAGUAAUUGAAGAAGAAGAAGGAGGAGAAGAAGAGGAUGAAGAAAAAAAACAUAAAGAUUGCUUCAACUCCGUCUCACCGAAUCUCUCUGCCACCACCACUCCAACUCCUCUCUCCUCUUCAUCUCCAUCAUUGCCAUCUCCACCUUCUCUCCAAAGCAGAGUAGAGGCUUGGUCGCGGGCCACAGGAUGUAAGACGGACGUGGUCAUCCGUGUUCAUGAUCAAUGCUUCCAUCUUCACAGGGAUCUACUGAUAAUGCGAAGCGGUUACCUAAGACGGCAACUAACGGAAUCCUCCGACAUCAUCGUCACCCUGCCGUCAGGGAUAACGGCGGAGGCAUUCGCGGACGCGGCCUGCUACUGCUACGGCGCGGACGUCGUCAUAACGCCGUUCAACCUCGCGGCCCUUCGGGUGGCGGCGGAGUGGCUGGAGAUGGGGGGUGACGGCGGCCUGCUUCGGCGGACGGAGGCGUACUUCUUCGAUGAGGUGGCAGCCGAUGCCGGGAAAGCGGCGGCGGUGCUCCGGUCGUCGGCGGCGCUGCUCGCCCAGGGGACGGAGGCGGCGGCGGCGCUGGCGGAGAUGUGCAUUGAGGUGCUAGCGGGGUCCGACGGCGGCUGCGGCGGCGCGUGGCUGGACGACGUGGCGGCGCUUUCUGCCGAGGAGUUUCGGAUGGUCGCCGAGGCGAUGCGUGUGCGGUUUGCCCAUGACCACGAUCUUCUCUAUAACAUCGUAGACCACUACCUCCAGAACCACAACGGCAAGUUAACGGAGGAAGAGAAGACUAUGAUAUGCUACACAGUGAAUUGCACCAGGCUCUCCCUGCCCAUCCUCAUGCACCUCGUCCAGAACCCCCGCCUCCCCCUCCGUUUCGUUGUCCAGGCCAUGCUCAUCGACCAGCUCCAAACCCGCAGCUCCAUCGCCACCACCUCCGCCACCACCGCCGCCACCAUGAAGCCCCUCAACAACCGCCACGGCAGCGAGAACCUGACCCUCGGCUCGAUCCUCCACCGCGACGCAGUCCUCCGGCAGUCGGCCCAGCUGCGCGCCACCAUGGAGGCCACCAGCUUCCGGAUCCAGAGCCUGGAGCGGGACGUCGCCGGCCUCCGGGAGAGGCUGAGGUGGUCCGAGGAGAAGCGGGCCGAGAGGGAGCCGGUCCGGUCGGCGAGCUUUCGCAUUGUCCGGCGCGAGGGGAUGGAUGGGCCGGCGGCGGAGGCGGUCAGGCCUUCGGGGAAGUCAUGCAGUGGGAAUUCUUCGAGGAGUGGGAGAGGGUUCGGCCGGAGAUUGAUGCAUGGGCUGAAGAGCAUGUUUCGGAGGCCUGGCGGUGAGAGUGAGGAGGUGGUGGUUGCGGAGGAGAAGCGGCGGGGCCACCGGAGGAAUUGCUCUGCCUGAUAUACUAACACUGAUACUGUUUUUCUUUUUCUUCUCUUUUUUUUUUUUUAAAUUUUUGUCUUCCAUUUGUUUGAAACUGAAAGGUCACGUUAAAUUUUCUGCUGCUUUAAAUAA